Molecule: messenger RNA, 2066 nt
Organism: Cynara cardunculus var. scolymus (artichoke)
Lineage: Eukaryota; Viridiplantae; Streptophyta; Magnoliopsida; Asterales; Asteraceae
Product: pollen receptor-like kinase 4
Exons: 3
Coding region: 1-1923 (640 amino acids)
Biological process (GO): protein phosphorylation
Molecular function (GO): protein kinase activity; ATP binding; protein binding
Source: RefSeq, a predicted model, not a curated record
AUGGGUUCAAGAAACGGGCCGUUUUCACACACCCUGCUUGUAAUUCAUGUAUUACUAGUGGUCACAACCGUGUUUUCUGACAGCACAGAAAGUGAGAAGCUCGUGACAUUCAAACGGUCGCUUUUGAAAGCCGAAGCGUUAAGCAACUGGAUCACAAGCGCUGCACCGUGCAACGGGGAUAAAGAAAACUGGAGGGGUGUUAUCUGCGGGAAAGAUGGGAGCGUGUUCGGGUUACGGCUCGAGAACAUGGCGUUAUCAGGGACGAUCGACAUGGACAUGUUGGCGGAAUUACCGGGAAUUCGAACGCUAAGCUUCAUAAACAAUAGUUUUGAGGGCCCAAUGCCUGACGUGCAGAAAAUCAGGCUGUUACGGAGCAUUUUCUUAUCGAAUAAUAACUUCUCGGGGGUGAUUAGGGACGACGCGUUUGCGGGAAUGAGUUCAAUGAGGAAAGUCGAGCUCCAAAACAACAAAUUUACGGGUCGGAUUCCGAGAUCACUUAGCGAAAUGAAGAUUCUUGUUGAUUUGCAGAUGCAAGAUAAUGAAUUUGAAGGUGAGAUACCGGAUUUUGAGCAAAAAAACUUGAAAGUGAAUUUUGCGAAUAACAGACUUUACGGUCCGAUACCUCCGGGACUCAGAAACCAGGAUCCGAGCUCAUUCGCAGGUAACAACGUAUGCGGUUCACCGGUUACCAACCCCUGCAAGAUCUCCAAGAAGAAAACCCCUCAAAAAACGCUCAUCAUAGCCAUCGCCACAAUUGCAACUCUAGUGGUCUUCGUCAUCUCUCCACUCAUCUUUCGGGCCCGAACAACAGCCAAAAACGGAUACAAAUACCAACAAACGACGAAGCUCGACAAGAACAACGAUUAUAAAACCAACACAAAAGACAUCGAGAUGCCCAGCUAUGAAGAAGAGAGCUACAAACGAACCCCAAACGGAGGGAAGCUUCAAUUCGUGAGGAACGACAUAACAGAGUUCAAGUUGCACGACCUUCUACGAGCGUCGGCGGAAGUUUUGGGCGGCGGAAGUUUUGGAUCCUCGUACAAGGCAACGUUGGCGAAUGGUCCGGCGGUGGUGGUCAAGAGGUUUAGGGAGAUGAGUAAUGUGAAAAAGGAAGAGUUUUAUUCACAUGCGAAUAGACUUGGAAGCUUCUCACACCCUAAUUUGCUUCCCCUUGUGGCCUUCUACCACAAGAAAGAUGAGAAGCUGUUGAUCACAGACUUUGCACAAAAUGGCAGCUUGGCUAGUCACCUUCAUGGUAAGCGGAAACCGAACGAGCCAGGGUUGGACUGGCGAACUCGGCUAAGCAUAAUCAAGGGCGUAGCGCAAGGGCUCGACUAUCUCUACAAGGAGCUACCUCACCUGGUGUUACCGCAUGGUCAUUUGAAAUCGUCCAACGUGCUUCUCAACGAUGCCUUCAUUCCCCUUUUGGCAGAUUACGGGUUGAUUCCGCUAGUCAACAAGCGGCAUGCUCAAAAGUUCAUGGUCGCCUACAAGUCUCCGGAGUUCACAUACCAUGAUAGCACGACGACCAAAACCGACGUUUGGUGCCUUGGCAUCCUCAUCCUAGAGAUACUUACGGGGAAGUUUCCUGCGAACUAUCUAAAACAAGGGAAAGGCGGCAGCUCCGAUUUGGAGACAUGGGUGAACUCAGUGGUUCGAGAAGAGUGGACCGGCGAAGUGUUUGAUAAAGAAAUGAAAGGCACAAAGAACAGUGAGGGAGAGAUGUUGAAGCUUUUGAAGAUCGGGAUGUGUUGUUGCGAAUGGAAUAUCGAGAGGAGGUGGGAUUUGAAGGCCGCUGUAGAGAAGAUCGGGGAGUUGAAGGAGAGAGGUAGUGACGAAGAUUACUCAUCUUGUACAAGUGACGGAGCUUAUUCUUCAAGAGCCAUGACCGAUGAAGAUUUCUCUUUUUCCGUCACCGGUUAACCCUUAACCCUAAACCCUAAAUCAUAAACCCUAAUUUAUUUCAUAUUGCUUGGUUUUAUACGAUUUCUUGUACUUUUUAACAUGAAUUUGGUCAUGACUUAUGAUUUGUUUGUCUUUGGGUUUUCUUGGACGAGGUUAACCUG